GCAGCAUUGUGUGGUCACGUUAUCAUCCAGUCUGAUGGGCAGCCAGUAACUAGAAGCAGUGCCAAAAGAAGAAGGAAAAGUGGCUCAGAUCAAAAUGGACCCUUCUGAAGAAAGCGAUGAUCGCCUGCCUUUGACAGUGGCCAGGAUUUUGGUUUGUGUGGUUCUGACCGUGGCGUUUGCCAUCGGCAUCCCCGGGAACGCCUUUGUCGUCUGGACCAUUUGUAGACGAAUGAAGCAACGGCCAUCGACAGUGGUGCUGAUCCUACAUCUUGCCGUCGCCGACCUUUUGGUCCUUGUGACCAUGCCGAUCUGGAUUUAUUCCUUCGCCCACAGCUGGGUCUUCAACGUUGUGAUGUGCAAAGCCCUGGUGUUUGCCGUCUACUGCAGCAUGUACGCCAGCAUUUUCCUCAUCACGGCCCUGAGCCUUGAGCGGUUCAUGGCAGUCUUUUACCCCUUUGCUGUCCGAUGCUGGAAGAAGAAGGUUGUCACCUUCCUAGUGGUGUCCGGCAUUUGGGUCCUCUCCAUUGCUUUUGGAGCCACGAUUAUCCCCUUCCAGGAGACGGAUGAGACGGAGAUGGGCCUCCAAUGUGCAGCUCGUAGAUAUGACUCCAAUGCUCAAGAGGUUGCCUGUCUCUUGGUGGAGACCACCGUUGCCUUCCUCAUCCCUUUCACCAUCAUCUUCAUCUGCUAUGUCUCCAUCGGCAGGAGAAUUGGUCGAAUGGCUUGUCCUUCCAAGAGGAGAUCCGCAAAGCUCAUCGCUUCGGUGGUGGUUGCUUUUGGCCUCUGUUGGCUUCCUCACCAUAUCUUUAACCUGAUAAGCGUUGCUUCCGUUCUGAUGGAGGAUUCCCAUCCAGAAACGUCGGCCGCCCUGGAGAAGAUGAUUGCCAUCGGUGUCUACGUCGCCGGCUCCGUUGCCUUUAUUAGCAGCUGCAUCAACCCUCUCCUUUACGCUUUUGCAGCCAGGAACUUCCGCAGCAGCGUCAGAUUUGUGAAGUUAUCCAGGCUCUUCGAACAGAUGAGCCCUUCAGUUAAAGAAGCACCGUCACCAAAUAGGAAAGAGGAGACUUUGACAACCGUGGAGACAAUCUAAAGAAAGGUAUGGGAGGAAAUGAGAUUUGGACUCCUCUACGCCAACCUUUACAGUUGAGUUAAAUUUACCAUUGUAUCAUAAAGUCCUACGAGAUUUACCAAGUUGCAUCAUUUGGCCUUUUUCAUGGCAACCUUCACAGCCAUGUGAGACUGACAAAGUUGCAUUGUAACUUUAGACCAGGGGUCCUCAAACUAAGGCCCAGGAGCCUGGCCCCUGUCCUAAACUUCAGACUUAGGGUUGACCUAAGUCUACCUGGUCUUUGGAGGUCUCUUUGCUUACUUAUAGCCUUAUGAGAUCGUCUAGAUGGUCUUUGAAGGUCUCUUUGCUUACCUAGGGUCUUAUGAGAUCAUCUAGAUCAGGGGUCCCCAAACUAAGGCCCAUAGACCGGAUGCCCCCCAAGGUCAUUGACCUGGCCUCUGUCCUAAACUUUAGACUUAGGGUUGACCUAAGUCUGAAACGACUUGAAGGCACACAACAACAACAAUCCUAAUUUUGGACUAUUUCAUCCUAGUCCGGUCUCCCAACUGUCUGAGGGACUGUGAAUCGGCCCUCCAUUUAAAAAGUUUGAGGACCCCUGCUUUAGACUUUUCAACUCAUUAGUUAAACUUGGCUUCUAUUCAAAGUGCUCUUGUGACCUAGAAAUCCACCUAUGGCUCAAUUCCAGGAUACCUGAAGGUCCUUAUUCUCCUUUUGGGACUCAUGGGAGACCUUUUUCUCCAUCCCAUAGCCUUCAUAGUUAUACAUCGUAAGGACAUAAGGCUUUCUCAUUGGCUGCUUCCAGAUUUUCGAACUCAUUUUUGAGAGAGAUUAGACUGGGCUCCUCUUUGGCAUCCUACCGGCAGUGGAUGAAGACUUGCUUGUUUCAAUAGACCUUUGGGAACUGACUGCUUCAGGAAAAAGGCAUUUAAUAUUGCAGAGUAUGACCCCCGUAUCCACAAGAGACACGGUCUCAAGCAUGUGACAUUGUGGAUAAUAGCAAACCCUAUUAUUUCCAACGGGAUAAACAAUGAAUGGACCAAGAAGAGAGUGUAGCUUGUGCAGAAACUAAGCAAAUAACCAAAUACUGUAAGUGAAACUGUGGAUAACAGUUCUGCGGAUACAAGAGUUGUACUAUAUUUUUAGGAUGUUGAUAGUUAUGUUUUUCAGACUGUUUUCAAUUCUAUCGGAGUGCAUCUUCACUGUUGAAUUAAUGUAGCUUGGUGCCACCUUAACUGUCAUAGUUCAAUGGUAUGAAAUCAUUGGGAGUGAAAUUAUCACUCCCAGGAUUCCGUACCCAUAGGAGUUAAAGCGGUAUCAAACUGCAUUAAUUCUACAGUAUAGAUGCACCACUAAUUACAAAAUAGAAGCAAUUGCAAUUGCUUUUAAUUUAAACUCUAAAGCUUCUUUUGGCAGAAUUAGAUCUUUAGCUUCUAUGUGUUUUUAGUGAUGCAAAUAUUUGUCAUUUUAAUCACUUAUAAGCCACUUUCAGUCCCAGAUCUAGGGGAAAGAUAGGAUACAAAGGCAUUAAAUAGUAACAAAUGUUACUAUUCAAUCAAAUGUCUGUAUUAUUUAUGUUUGGAAAUACAGUAGAGUCUCACUUAUCCAAGCUAAACGGGCCGGCAGAAGCUUAGAUAAGCGAAUAUCUUGGAUUAUAAGGACUGAUCAAGGAAAAGCCUAUUAAACAUCAAAUUAGGUUAUGAUUUUACAAAUUAAGCACAAAAACUUCAUGUUAUACAACAAAUUUGACAGAAAAAGUAGUUCAAUACGCAGUAAUGUUAUGUUGUAAUUACUGUAUUUACGAAUUUAGCACCAAAAUAUCACGAUAUAUUGGAAACAUUGACUACAAAAAUGGCUUGGAUUAUCCAGAGGCUUGGAUAAGCGAGGCUUGGAUAAGUGAGACUCUACUGUACAGUAGAGUCUCACUUAUCCAAGCUAAACGGGCCGGCAGAAGCUUGGAUAAGCGAAUAUCUUGGAUAAUAAGGAGGGAUUAAGGAUAAGCCUAUUAAACAUCAAAUUAGGUUAUGAUUUUACAAAUUAAGCACCAAAACAUCAUGUUUUACAACAAAUUUGACAGAAAAAGCAGUUCAAUACACAGUAAUGUUAUGUUGUAAUUACUGUAUUUACGAAUUUAGCACCAAAAUAUCACGAUAUAUUGGAAACAUUGACUACAAAAAUGGCUUGGAUUAUCCAGAGGCUUGGAUAAGCGAGGCUUGGAUAAGUGAGACUCUACUGUACAGUACCAAUAAAAAAUAUAUAUUAAAAAUUGUAACAAAUGCAUUUAGUAGUAGUAGUAGUAGUAAUAAACAAAGAAGAAGAAAUAUUUAAAAAGCCAGUUUUUAAUCAUGCAAAACUUUUUUCUCCAUGCUCUGCUCUGCCAGCAAAAUAACAAUAAAUAACAAAACAGUA
Messenger RNA from Anolis carolinensis (green anole), 3475 nucleotides. RefSeq names its product leukotriene B4 receptor 1. Gene Ontology annotation, biological process: inflammatory response; phospholipase C-activating G protein-coupled receptor signaling pathway; complement receptor mediated signaling pathway. Gene Ontology annotation, cellular component: plasma membrane. The record is from RefSeq and is a predicted model, not a curated record. NCBI's taxonomy places the organism in Eukaryota, Metazoa, Chordata, Lepidosauria, Squamata, Anolidae. Gene Ontology annotation, molecular function: complement component C5a receptor activity; G protein-coupled receptor activity. Bases 95 to 1090 code for a protein of 331 amino acids. The transcript has 2 exons.